AGAAACUAUUAGAAUUACUUCCCCUCCUUCCGUGUAGAAAAAGACUGUCAAGCUUCUUCUUCUUCUUCCAAAUUUAGAUUCCAGUGCAUUAGGCUCUGCUCUGCUCUACUGUUCCUUUUUAUCCUACUGCUAGAAUAUCUAGAUAUAUUUACCCAGCCGUCUGCAACUUUUGAUAAUAAGACAUAGUAUCAACCAAUUUGUCUCUCCAUAUUCGUAAACCCCAAAAGUUUCCCGCCAAAACAGGAACAAUCAUGAAUCGUGGGCCACCUCAUGCCACCGGCGGUUAUUCUGCACCCAGAAGAGGGCAAUCGUCUCGUUCCGCCGGUCAUCGCAACCCACAUAUAACUGGUGGAGAUGGGGCUUUCUCUGAUGACUCCAUCUACAAUAGGGGUGGAUUAGCACGUGGCGGAAGAGGAUCUGCGCACUACCAGUCUUCGCCUGCUAGCUUUCACAGGCGUUCUACUUAUAGACCCACCCCAGUUUUUGAGUAUCGGGUGAAGAAGCCAUCGAGAGAUGAAUCGUGUCAAACAGAACAAGUCCACCAGGAUCAAAGUGCUUUUAAUGACAUUGGUAGCAGGCCAAAACAAUCCGAGUCUUCAGAUUCUGCCCCUGAGAGUGAUUCUUCGUUGUUGCCUGCUUGUUUGAGUUCUCAUGGUACCCCACUUGAUGUCUCAAAAAUGCGGGUUGAACAAGCACUUGUAAAGAGAGUGGGCAAAGCAAAUAUUAUCUGCCUGCAGAAUGUGUCUCAGCCACCCUUGCACUCUGGUGCUAAAGACCAAUCAUUGCAAGAACAUUUUUCAAAAAGGACUGAACCUACUGGGGAUUCAGGAAGUUCAGAGAAUCAGCCAGUCAUUGAGCCUUUUGACAUUUGUCUGCCCAAGAAUCGACCUUUUGUAGUACUAAAAUCUACUCUGUUUGACAUAAAUAGGGGAAAACGCAAUGAGAUCAAGCACGCUUCUGAAAAACAGGGAAAAAUAUUGGAACCAGGGAUGGUUCUUCUGAAAGGUUUCUUGUCCAUAGAUGAUCAGGUUAGAAUAGUAAAUAAAUGCCGAAACCUUGGGUUGGGUCCUGGCGGCUUCUACCAACCCGGUUACCGUGGCGGUGCAAAAUUGCGUCUGAAAAUGAUGUGCCUUGGUAGGAAUUGGGACCCGGAUACAAGUUCUUAUGAAGAACUUCGAUCAAUUGAUGGUGCUGCAGCGCCCAUUAUUCCUGAUGAAUUUUGUGAGUUGGUUAAGAAAGCUAUGAAGGAUUCCAUCGCUCUUUCGCAAAGAAAUAAUAAAGCAACCAGUGCAGAAGAUAUUCUUCCAGGGAUGACACCCGACAUCUGUGUUGUAAAUUUUUACUCAACAAGUGGGCGGCUUGGUCUCCAUCAGGAUAAAGAUGAAAGUGAAGGAAGUCUUAGAAAAGGAUUACCUGUGGUUUCUUUUUCGAUUGGAGAUGCAGGAGAAUUUCUCUAUGGUGAUACUAGAGAUGAAAAGGAUGCUAAGAAGGUUUUACUGGAGUCAGGAGAUGUUCUAAUAUUUGGUGGGAAGUCUAGACAUAUAUUUCACGGUGUGCGUUCAGUUCAUAUUAACACUGCACCGAAGUCUCUACUUGAAGAAUCAGAUCUUCGUGCAGGGCGUCUAAAUCUGACUUUCAGACAGUAUUGAAAUCUUGGAUAUGCUUGAAGAUGUUUCAAGUAACUGUAAAUAUAUUCUUUUUGGUUUUCCUCCCCAUUUCUUUGCGAGGCAUCAAAUACUCAUGCAGUGUCUAAAGGAGCACUGGUUUUUUUGGCUAGCAUGUACAACAGUAUCACAAGAUUGUGUUGCAGUGGUAUUAAAAUAGACCUUGAUGUAAGCUGUUGAAUGCUUUGAGUAUCAAGUGGAGGUUAUUAUUAUUAUAAUUAUUAUUAUUAUUAUUAUUAACAAUUUACAA
Molecule: messenger RNA, 1914 nt
Organism: Ricinus communis (castor bean)
Lineage: Eukaryota; Viridiplantae; Streptophyta; Magnoliopsida; Malpighiales; Euphorbiaceae
Exons: 4
Coding region: 252-1649 (465 amino acids)
Biological process (GO): oxidative RNA demethylation
Cellular component (GO): cytoplasm; nucleus
Molecular function (GO): oxidative RNA demethylase activity; ferrous iron binding; broad specificity oxidative DNA demethylase activity
Source: RefSeq, a predicted model, not a curated record